Physella acuta is the source of this 7691-nucleotide messenger RNA. Its product is annotated as endoribonuclease Dicer. Gene Ontology annotation, molecular function: RNA binding; ribonuclease III activity; deoxyribonuclease I activity. Gene Ontology annotation, biological process: apoptotic DNA fragmentation; pre-miRNA processing; siRNA processing. Gene Ontology annotation, cellular component: cytoplasm; RISC-loading complex; nucleus. The record is from RefSeq and is a predicted model, not a curated record. Lineage: Eukaryota; Metazoa; Mollusca; Gastropoda; Physidae.
UUGUUUUCAAAAUGGCGUUGAGGUUUAUAUUUAGUCAUAUCUCAACAAAAGAAAGAAAGAGAUAGGCUAACCUGGAUGGUGUUGUAUCAAUUUAAUUUUAGGCCUGGGCCUAAAUAGAAUUUGGCAGUCUGAACCCAACUAAACUUACCAAACCAAAGGUUUUUAAAACUAAGAGCAACUAGGAUUUUUUAAUGCAAGUAAAUCAAAAUUAUUCAAAAUCAAGUGGACAAAUUUAAAAUGGCACAGAGCAAUCAGACUGGACCACGGAAAGGUUCAAAAUAUCAUAGAUUUGAUGACAUUCCAACAAAUACUUUUACUCCACAAACUUAUCAGAUACAACUGCUGGAUGUUGCUUUGAAAAGAAAUACAAUUCUAUGUUUGGGGUGUUCAGAAAGCAAAUUGUUUCUUGCCUUAAUGCUAGCAAAAGAAUUAUCUUCCAUCACGCGUCAGUCCCUAAGCAAUGGUGGAAAGCGUAUAUUUUAUCUCACUGAUUCAGAGUCAGAUCUAGACAUGCUAUUCCAAACAUUACCCCAUCAUACAGACUUAGAAAUCAAUAGAUGCUCACCUCAUGUUGGGGAAAUUUCAAUGGAAAAUGCUUUGGGGAUGGAAGAACAGAAGCUGAAUGAAUGGCGACUGCUAGUUGAAAACAGCAAUAUUUUACUCUGUCGUGGUUCAUUAUUUUUGUCUCUGCUCCAGAAAAAUUUGAUCUCUCUAAGUGAGGUGAAUCUGCUAAUUUUUGAUGAUUGUCACAAGUCAGUGGAAGGCAAGGACCAUCCCUAUGUUGAGAUUGUCAAAAAAGUUGUUGCAAUGCCAGAAGGAGGCCAGCCGCAUAUCCUGGGCGUGACCUCGUCUAUCGCUGGCACAGAAUGCAGUGAUCCCGUACAGCUCAACCGGACUAUCUCUGAUAUGGAAAGUGCUUUACACGCCUAUGCAGAAACAUCUAUGCUUAUUUUGUCUGAAAGGUUUGGGUGCCGCCCUAGUGAGUCUGUGAUAAAAUGCGUUGACUACGGGAUCGACGCCGACCAGUUGGCGCUGAGGGAAAUGCUGGAAGAUAUACUAGAGCAGAAUUAUUAUUUUUUCACCGAGUGCUGUAUCGCUAUUGAUGAGAAAGUCGAUAAAAGGGACCCAAAGGAGACCCCCAUUCAAGUUUUAUCCCAAUGUCUGAAUAUUCUGAAUGUAUUAGGGUCCUGGUGCACAGCUUCUGUGUCUGAAUAUUUUAUUAUGCAACUAGAAAAAAUUGUCAAAUUUGAAAAGAACACUAUACACAAGACCUUUCUUCGAUGUGUCAUUACAACACUUCGGCGCCUUAUUAAAGUGUUUGAUAUGAAUUACCACCCAGACUAUGAUGUCGAUGAGUUGUUAGAAUACACAACACCCAAAGUCCGAGAACUUGUCCAGGUGUUGAGAAACUACAAGCCAGAGGUUGAUUUUAUUAUUGUAAAUAACGAAGACAGCUUCAACGACGAUGAUUUUUCAGAUGUUUCUGAUGACGAUUCUAUCACGCUAGGCUCUGAUGAGGAAGAUAAUAACAGUGAAGAUUUUUCUAACAGCAAUUCAAAGCCCCUGCACAUAGCUGUUAAACGUACUGCAGAUGGAGGUCAUGAAAGAAUUUUGACUUACACGGAGGAGGAAGAUAAAAAUCUAUGCGGGAUUAUUUUUGUUGAAAACCGCUACAUUGCUUUUGGUCUUAAUAAGGUUAUUGAAGAGGUCUGCUCAUGGGAUGAAAAUCUUUGUUUUGUAAAGAGUUGCCAUGUAACUGGGCAAGGCUUGCGAGGGUCCAAUGGAAAAAAUAAAGGCAAUAAGACUUACAAGCGUCAGGAAGAAGCGUUGAGGAAGUUUCGGACACAAGAAUGUAACCUCGUCAUUGCCACCCUGGAGCUGGAGGAGGGGAUUGACAUACCAAAGUGUAAUCUUGUCAUCCGCUUUGAUCCUCCUAAAGAUUUUAGAGCGUACACCCUUUCAAAGGGUAGAGCCAGAGCAAGAGAUGCGUCAUAUGUUAUUCUCUUAGACGAUGAAGAUUUUGAAGGCUUCAGCUCCAGUCUAAAAGUUUUUAAAGGCAUUGAACAGGUGCUUUUAGGAGAACAUAGAAGUUUUGAAUCGGCUGUUGUAAUGUGUUCAGAUGAUGUAGUAGACGAUGACCACCGGUUGAAAGAUGGUGAAGUGGUCAGUCCAGAUGUUAUCCCCCCAUAUUGUACUAUGCCAAACUCCCCCAACUCCCCUCAUGUUACUCUUCAAGGUGCUAUAGCUCUAAUCAACAGAUAUUGUGCCAAACUUCCCAGUGAUGCAUUUACACACCUGACACCCCAGUGUCGGGUAGAAAAGCUGCCACUUGAUCCACCUCGUUAUGUCGCUUACCUCAGAUUACCAAUUAACUCUCCAAUAAAACAAGAGCUAAAGGGCCCUGAAAUGCAGUCAAGUAAUUUGGCAAUGAUGGCUGUGGCUCUUAAAAUGUGUGAAAUACUUCAUAAAACAGGUGAGCUGGAUGAGAAUUUGGUACCCGUUGGUAAGGAGAUGUUUUUGUAUGAAGAAGAGGAAGAGUGGAUGAAUGAAGAAGAUUUAGCUGGUCUUGCCCGGCCUGGGACUACCAAAAGAAAGCAAUACUACAUCAAGAAGGUGGCUAAUGGUUUACUGCAAAGUUGUCCCAAGCCAGAAAGUGGGUGCUAUUUAUACCUCAUCAAUCUGAAGCUGACUGGACCAAUCACGGAUGAGCAGAACACACGAGGUCGGGUCAUCUACGCUCCAGAGGACACUGUCCAAACUCUGGGGCUUUUGUUGUCCAAGCCUCUUCCUCUGAUCCCUCAAUUUCCUGUUUACACGAGAUCAGGGGAAGUUACUGUGUCUGUUGAUUUGCUGCAGAACAAUCUCAGCUUCUCUUCAGAUGAAAUUUCACGUCUACUUAAGUUUCAUCAUUUUGUAUUUUCUGAUGUUUUGCAUUUGGAUAAAGAUCCUAUGGAAUUUAAUCCUGAAAAAGCAGAGUGUGGCUACAUUAUUGUUCCUCUAAAUGGAACCUGUCAUGAUGAUUUGAAUAUUGAGUGGAAUUUUGUGGAUAAAGUCAUUGAGUUUAUAAAGGUUGAGAAACGGGCAGGAUGUAACAAGAAGCAAAGCGAAAGCUUGUUUCAGUUUUCGGUCACAAACUUCGAGGACGCUGUUGUCAUGCCCUCCUACCGCAACAUUGACCAACCGCAGCAUUUUUAUGUGGCUGAAAUACGCCAUGAUUUAAACCCCCUCAGCCCAUUUCCAUCCCCUGAGCUUUAUAAAACAUUCCAAGUUGGUUUGUAUUUUUCAUUCCAGGAUUAUUAUACAACAAAGUACGGACUGCUGAUCACAAAUACUGAACAACCCCUUUUGGAUGUUGACCAUACGUCUGCUAGACUCAACUUGCUGACACCCAGAUACAUGAACCAGAAAGGCGUGGCCCUCCCCACCAGCAGCGCUGAGACCAAGAGAGCCAGGCGGGAAAACCUCCAGCAGAAGCAGAUCUUAAUCCCUGAGCUCUGUGACGUUCAUGUCUUUCCUGCCUCACUCUGGAGGAAAACCGUCUGCCUCCCCACCAUUCUAUACCGCACAAAUUAUCUUCUACUUGCUGAAGAGCUCCGCAGCAAGAUCUCCAGAGAAACUAACAUUGGGCUUGACCAACUCCCUGAGGGUUUUAGAUUUGCCAAGUUGGAUUUUGGAUUUGAAACAAGCCCAGAGAAGUUGCUGGACAUGGAGUUAGCUAAAAAUUCAAAUUCUAAUAAUAGUACAGUUCCAGAAGAUUGCUAUGACAUGGAGGUAGCUAAAAAUUCUAAUAAUAGUUCAGUUCAAGAAGCUUCUGAUUGCUGUGACACGGAGGUAGCUAAAAAUUUUAAAAAUAGCUCAGUUCCAGAAGAUUCUGAUUGCUGUGACAUGGAGUUAGCUAAAAAUUCAAAUUCUAAUAAUAGUACAGUUCCAGAAGAUUGCUAUGACAUGGAGGUAGCUAAAAAUUCUAAUAAUAGUUCAGUUCAAGAAGCUUCUGAUUGCUGUGACAUAGAGUUAGCUAAAAAUUCAAAUUCUAAUAACAGUACAGUUCCAGAAGAUUGCUAUGACAUGGAGGUAGCUAAAAAUUCAAAUUCUAAUAACAGUACAGUUCCAGAAGCUUCUGAUUGCUGUGACAUGGAGUUAGCAAAAAAUUCUAAAAAUAGCUCAGUUCCAGAAGAUUCUGAUUGCUGUGACAUGGAGGUAGCUAAAAAUUCUAUAAAUAUCUCAGUUCCAGAAGAUUCUGAUUGCUGUGACAUGGAGGUAGCUAAAAAUUCUAAAAAUAGCUCAGUUCCAGAAGCUUCUGAUUGCUGUGACAUGGAGGUAGCAAAAAAUUCAAAUUCUAAUAAUAGCACAGUUCUAGAAGUUUCUGAUUGCUGUGAAACAAGCAUGGAAAUUGUGAACCCAAGUCUCAAAAUGAAACCUGUGAUUGAUGGGAAAUUGGACAAUGUUCAGAAUAUAAUAGAAAUAGGUUUAAAGAAAGGAAAGGAUUUAGAAAUUCAAACAUCUGGUACAACUUGCAGCAUUGUUGAUGAAAAGUCAUUUCCCAGUCUGAAACUCAGUCCUGUCAACAUUCCUACACCUUGUAAAGAAUCUUCAGAAUGUGUGGACGGAGAUGCUGGGAAAGUUUUGCCAGGCAUGGAUACAAAAUCUGCUGAUGAGAAUCAGCUGUUGUGUUUACUGAAUGGAGACACAGGAAGAAAAAUAGAUGAGCGCUCUUUACCUGUUACUGAUAUAUGUUCAGGAAAUAGCAACGGGCUACACACUGAUGAAGAAAGGCAGCCAGAUAGCCUCAACGGCCUAUACGCUGAUGUAGAAAGGCAGCAGGGCAGUAAAGAAACUACUUCUUUCUCUGUGAUAAAUACUAGUCCAACUUUAUCUUCUGGCAAGGAGGCUAACUCUAAUAAUAUUAAAAACGAGGAAGCAAACCCUUUAUCUAGUCAACUUCACACAGGGGAAGAUAACUCUGUACCCAGUAAUAUUCCCCCAAGUCCCUAUCAAGCGCUGCCACAGUCACAGACCCAUUUUAUUCUAAACUCAACUGCAAUAACCAAAGAUUCAACAAAGCCUACAUCCGAUGUUGUUAAAAACUGUUGUAAUCAUGCUGGUUGUGAUCCCAAUACCAUUCUAUCCAAUUCUAAACCUGCCUUAAGUAAAGCCAACAGCCGUAUUGCUCAAAACUUAGAUCAACUAGACACAGAAUUUAUACGCAAAUUAUCCGGUGAAUCGUGUUCACUUUCUCAAAACUCCACUCCAAAUGAUCUCAAUUCUUCCACCCAUCAAGAUGAAGCCGCAAUAAUCAUGAACACCCUGAGUGAGGAGUUGGGUCAGCUAGAUAUAGAUCUCAUAAUUCCAGAUAUGUUCCAUUCCAAUGAGCAUGUAAAUGGUGAGAAUUGUAAAAGCCAGUCACGGCCUAUGUUUCCUCAAGAAAGUUGGCCAGUAGGAAAUAAUGAGGCUAGGCAAGAAGACACGAAGCCUCCAGAUGUUUUCUUCGAGGAUUUUUGUAAGGAGGAUAAAGAUAUCAUUAAGUUCUCAUUCAAGAUGGAAGAAAAUGGUACUACAGCUGAAGAAAGCCAAUGGGAUUCAAAUGUCCAAGAACAUUCAGAGAAGUCUACAUUGGACAUAAACUCAGCCCCAGCUGUUUCAUCUUUGAACUCAACUCAUUCAUCAGAGAAAGUCCAGCAGACAAAUAACAAAACACACAGCCAAAAAAAUUCUGAGAAUAGUUGUAUAAAACAAAAUUGUGAGAAUAGUAAACAACAAAAUUGUGAGAAUAAUAAACUACAUAUUUGUGAGACUAGUAGACAACAAAAUUGUGAGGAUAACUGUAUACAAAACUGCCAGGAAAAUAGUGAAAAUAACAGUAUAUCUAAAAUAAUUGAAAAUAACUGCAUACAACAAAAUUGUGAGGAAAAGUGUAUACAGAACUUGCCUAAAGUAGAUGAGAGUAGUGUAAAUAACGACAACGAUUUAUCUGACAAAUCACAACCUCAAGCCUUGCCUCAGCCAUUCUCGCCUGUGACCCUGGAUGAAGACAGAGACCUACACACUUUCAUGGGCCCAAGUCCCUGCCUUAUCAUGCAGGCAAUCACCAUGUCCAAUGCAAACGACUUCUUUAGCUUAGAGAGGCUAGAAACUAUUGGUGAUUCAUUCCUGAAGUAUGCCAUCACAGUCUACUUGUAUUGCUCAUAUCCAGGCAUACACGAGGGCAAACUGAGCUACCUGCGCAGUAAACAGGUAAGUAAUUAUAAUCUGUAUCGACUAGGCAGAAGGAAGGGGCUGGCCGAGUGCAUGGUGUCCACAAAGUUUGAGCCGUAUGAGAACUGGCUGCCCCCAGGUUUUGUCAUCAACGAUGAGAGGAGACGAGGCCCAGUUCCGAAGGUUGUGAUUGUCACGCCUGAAUUGAAAGUGCCUUCUUCUUCACGCAAUUUUUACCUGGAUGAAUCUUCAGACACAGCAGGCAAGCGUGACGAGGCUCUGAUGUUCAACAAAGAGCUGGAGUGGAUCCAGCAGAGCCAGGAGGCUGACCAGCAGGAGGAAGUCCAGGCACCCACCCACAGCCUCACCCCCUACAGCCUGCAAUGCCACCACGGUCUGCCUGACAAGAGCGUGGCCGACUGCGUCGAGGCUCUGAUUGGUUGCUACCUGACCACCUGCGGCAGGAAGGCUGCUCUGAUUUUCAUGUCCUGGCUGGGCCUGAGGGUACUGCCUAAAAGCAAGAGGAGAAAGGAGAUCAGUUUUUCUAAUGACGGAAGGAAAAAUGGAAAGCUUCUGGAGCAAGAAUUUGAUGAACUGCGUUGCCCCCCGUCCCCCAUGUUUUCCAACACAGAAGCCAACCAAGCUAAACUCCAACACCUGCUGGAAGGCUUUGACUCUCUAGAGGAGAAGAUUUGCUACAAGUUUCGAGACAAAUCUUAUCUGCUUCAGGCCUUCACACAUGCCUCCUAUCACUACAACACCAUCACUGACUGCUAUCAGAGGGUCGAGUUCCUUGGGGAUGCCAUACUUGACUAUGUGAUAACGCGCCACCUGUAUGAAGAUUCACAGAAAUACUCACCAGGGAUUCUUACAGACCUGAGGUCGGCUUUGGUCAACAACAACAUCUUUGCUGCUCUGGCCGUUAAAUGGGGUUUCCAUAAGUAUUUCAAGGCCAUCUCGCCAUCUUUGUUCUAUGUGAUUGAUAAAUUUGUGAAACGUCAAAAGGAAAAGAGGGAAGAUGACAUUGAUAUUGAUGAAGAGUUCAGAGAAUUAACUUUUGAAGAAGCAGAGCCUGAAGAGAAUGCUGAAGAGGAUGAUGAUGAAGAGGAGGUUGAGAUGGAGAUUCCUAAAGCUUUGGGCGACAUCUUUGAAUCAGUUGCUGGAGCAAUUUAUCUUGACAGCGGGAUGUCUUUGGACACAGUGUGGAGGGUGUAUUAUAGGAUGAUGAAACCACAUAUAGAUAAAUAUCUGAAAAGUAUACCCAAAUCUCCUGUGAGAGAACUGCUGGAAACAGAACCUGAGACAGCUAAAUUUGAAAGACCAGAGAGGACCAUGAAUGGGAAAGUCAGGGUGACUGUCAAUGUAGUUGGCAAGGGAGUUUUCACUGGAGUUGGUCGCAACUAUCGCAUUGCCAAAAGUGCAGCUGCUAAGAAAGCCCUCAAAUCUAUUCGUGUGUUGUCACAAAACUUAAUUGCUGAUUAAAUAACAUGAUUGAGUCU